AGUAUCAUCUUUUUGACGCCUCUGACAUUGGAACUUUGGGUAAUCAGCCUUUUGUCCUUUUUCAUUAUUGGCCUUGUCGUAUGGGUUCUUGAACACAGAGUAAACCCUGACUUUGAUGGGUCUGUCAAGUAUCAGAUCAGUACUAUAUUCUGGUUUUCUUUCUCCAUUAUAGCAUUCGCACCAAGUAUGUCACUUUCUUCACAUUUUCUUUUUUUCGAAUACUUUAGUGCUGCACCUAGCUAUUUCCAGUAUUGCUUACAUGAAUGACAUGACAAUCCAUCUACAGGAGAAAGAGUGCUUAGCUUCUGGGCAAGGCUCGUUGUCAUCAUUUGGUACUUCUUAGUACUUGUGUUGACUCAAAGUUACACUGCUAGUUUGUCGUCGCUUCUUACAUCACAACAACUUGAUUCAACAAUAACCAGCAUGAAUAGCUUGCUGGCAAAAGGAGAACCUGUAGGAUAUCAACUGAGUUCCUUCCUUUUGGGAAGAUGUUGGGUCCCUCCUAGAUGGAGAGAACCAAGUGGGCAUGAGACAUAAUAAUAAUUCUCAUGACCCUUUGCACUGUAGACUCACAAUAAUAGAGUUUAGAGAGAGAGACAAAAGAGAAAAAGAAGAGAGAAGGAGGAGAAAACUCGUCAGGCUAUUUCAAGACUGGUUUUGGAGGAUCAAACGGAACUUGAUCGGGCUGAUAUUUUGUGGGAAGCUUCUUCAGUCAGUGGGUUAGAGAUUCACCGAAGGGAUUUGGAUUUCAACGGUUGGAUCUUCUGUUGUCUGGGUUUUAGUGAAGCUGGUCGUCACAGUUCUUCAGCGGGACAGUCUUGGGUGUUUGGUAAAUCCAACGGUGAGAUCUUCUCUUCUUGAGCUGAAAUUUGGCAGAGGUAUUGUCGACUUGUUUAUCUUGGAUUUGUACGGUUAGAUUAGUUUCUGGAAGCCGGAAUCUUUGUGAGCUGAGGUCGUUUGGUUGCUGCCGGUUUUGAAGUUUUGUGUUGCUCUCUUGUUGUUGUUGUUUGUGUUGGAGAUAGCUAUUUGUAGCUAGACUCUCUGUUCUGUUCAGGCUGUUGAACAGGGAGGACGUGGUUGUACUCAUACCAUUUAUAUAGUGGAUUUUUGAGUGGACUACGGUCCCGUGGUUUUUCCUUCUCACAUCGAGGAGGUUUUCCACGUAAAAAGUGUGUGUCUCAUUUAGUUAUCGCAACUUUGAUAUCUUGCCAUCGUCGAAGUAUUUUCCUCACAGGUUCGCACAAGGUCAGGGGAACACGACCGUGACAUUCCGCUGCGCCGUGUGUCUUUCCCCAACAGAAGACUCCAGGAAUCAGGUUUCUCAGAUGCUAAUCUUGUAACCUAUGGGUCUGCCGAAAACUGUGACGACCUACUGAGCAAAGGACCCCAAAAAGGUGGUAUUUCUGCAGCUUUCAUGGAAGUGCCGUACGUGAAACUCUUUCUCGGACAAUACUGUAACAAGUAUAAAAUGGUUGAAACGCCAUUCAAGUUUAAUGGAUUAGGCUUCGUCUUUCCCAUUGGAUCCCCUCUAGUCGCUGAUGUCUCAAGGGCCAUUCUACAAGUGCAAGAGUCCAACAAGCGGCUUCCACUACGUUUCACGCGGGUGAAUGGCAUCAACAAAGCAGGGAAGAAGAUAACUCUGAUGGGUCAAGACGGAGUAAACUGGAUGGUGCUUCUUACGAAUGAAAACGAACGUGGAAGAAUGAGACUAGGAAGAGGCUGGAAAGGAUUUUGUGAAGCUCAUGGUGUAAAGAUAGGAGAUUCCUUUGUUUUGGAACUCAUGCGAGAGAAAGAUUCAAGUCAUGUGCUUAAGUUCUGCACCAAAUUAAAUUGUGUGUGAAGCUGUUGUUCUAAAACAUGUAAGCUUAGUUCACUUUUGUACACUCUUUUAUGUCUGCUUUAUCUGAAUCUGCUUUGGUUCCCUCUUUUGUACCACUUGUAAACUUAAUUGGAUAAGACAAUGAGGCUGGUGAAUGAAAGUUAUGUCAAGUUCCAAGCCUCUAAGAGCAUGA
Messenger RNA from Brassica napus (rape), 2012 nucleotides. RefSeq names its product B3 domain-containing protein REM-like 1. The transcript is spliced from 3 exons. Lineage: Eukaryota; Viridiplantae; Streptophyta; Magnoliopsida; Brassicales; Brassicaceae. Gene Ontology annotation, molecular function: DNA binding. The record is from RefSeq and is a predicted model, not a curated record. The coding region runs from base 1415 to 1840 and encodes 141 amino acids.